Lodderomyces oxycetoniae is the source of this 912-nucleotide messenger RNA. It is a transcript of the gene YDC1, whose product is annotated as alkaline dihydroceramidase. The record is from RefSeq and is a predicted model, not a curated record. Bases 1 to 912 code for a protein of 303 amino acids. The transcript has a single exon. Gene Ontology annotation, cellular component: endoplasmic reticulum membrane. Gene Ontology annotation, biological process: ceramide biosynthetic process; ceramide catabolic process. Lineage: Eukaryota; Fungi; Ascomycota; Pichiomycetes; Serinales; Debaryomycetaceae.
AUGUUACCGUUUGCAUGGCCGUAUGCUGAAGAGCAAGAGAUUGGGUAUUGGGGUAAACCGCUGAGUACAAUUGACUGGUGCGAACUAAACUAUGCUGUUACUCCCUAUAUUGCUGAAGCUGUCAAUACUGUGACAAAUGCCGCAUUUAUAGCACUCGCAUUACUUGCGGUUUACCAAGCCCAAAGUAACCAUUUAGAAAAGAGGUUUAUAGUUACUGCAUUUGGAUUCUUGUUGGUUGGUAUCGGUAGUUGGUGUUUCCAUAUGACACUUAGGUAUGAGUACCAGUUAUUGGACGAGUUGCCUAUGCUAUAUGCCACAAUUGUGCCGUUUUGGAGUAUCUACAGCUCAUUCAAAACUAAGAAACAGUCUUUGAUGAUUGGAAUGGGUAUUUUCCUUGCAACAAAUUUAUUAACAAUUAUUUAUCUUUGGAUUAAGAACCCAACACUCCACCAAACAGCUUAUGCCGUGCUCAACUUUUGUAUCAUUUAUGAGUCGAUAAUAUUGAGCUGGAAAUAUAUCAGAGAUGCUAAAAUUAGAAAGAAAAUGGAUAGAAUUGCUAUAUUUGGUGUAGGUAUUUUCCUUUUUGGAUACCUUUUGUGGAACUUGGAUAUCCAUUUUUGUGAUGAAGUUAGAUCGAUUAGACAAGGUUGGGGUAUUCCGUAUGGGUUUGUCUUGGAAGGCCAUGGAUGGUGGCACAUCUUUACAGGAACCGGUGUUUAUUUUUCAUUGAUUUAUGAGGAGUAUUUAAGAUGUUUUCUUACUGGUACGGAUCAGUUUUUCACCCUAACGUAUUGUUUGGGAUUUUUACCUGUGGUUACAUGUAUUGAUCCAAAAGGCUUAGAGAGAUACAGGGAAGUUAAGAAGUUGAGAGAGAUGGACGAUGAAGCAACAAAGAAGAUCAAAAAACAGUGA